Molecule: messenger RNA, 414 nt
Organism: Rhinocladiella mackenziei CBS 650.93
Lineage: Eukaryota; Fungi; Ascomycota; Eurotiomycetes; Chaetothyriales; Herpotrichiellaceae
Exons: 1
Coding region: 1-414 (137 amino acids)
Source: RefSeq, a predicted model, not a curated record
AUGAAGAAGAAAUUGGCCACUGAGACUCCAGCGGAGAAAGAGGCACGAAAAGCGAGGGACCGGGAAAAGGCAGCACGUUUCCGUGUAAAGAAACGGGCAGAGGAUCCUAACUAUGCCAAAAAGGUGGCUGAACAGAAUCGGAACUUUCGAGCUAAUAACCCCAAUUAUAAAAAGGAGCUCAAUAAUCGCAAAAAGGCAGAAAAGUUACAAUCAAGUGGGCAACAAGAUCUGAAGAGCCUUUUCUCUAAGAUCGCCUCACCAUUCAACCCUCCCAAUAGUCAAAUCCACCGCCAGCCACUCGCGGACAUCACACACACAGACAAUCGCAAGAGAAAUGCCCUCUGGAGAAUCGCACCCGAAGGACACACUACCAAGUAUUGGGAGUACGCCAAGAACGACCGAGUCGAUUCUUAG